GAUCAUUCAGAUCAUGAUUCGAAUAUUUGCAGCAAAAUCUAGAUGUAGUGGUAGGGUCAAUAAAGGACAGGAGUAUCAUUCAAAUGAAGUAAAAUUAUUUCUGAAUUCCAGUCUUGCAUCAUUUUUCAUCCUUAAAGUAUAG
This is a messenger RNA of Funneliformis mosseae, 142 nucleotides long. The record is from the annotation of a GenBank genome assembly. NCBI's taxonomy places the organism in Eukaryota, Fungi, Glomeromycota, Glomeromycetes, Glomerales, Glomeraceae.